AUGACCCGACCUGACGCCCGACCAAUCCCCACCAUCGACCUCUCCGACCUCCGCUCUACCAUCAUCGACCAAGUUAGCGGCACGUGCUGCAACUUCGGUUUCUUCCAGAUCACCAACCACAGCAUACCGUUGGUGGUUCUCGAUAGUACGAUCGCUGCUGUUAAGGCCUCCCACGAGCAGCCGACGACAGUCAAGGCGCGGUUCUACAGUAGAGAGAUGGGCCAGGGCGUAUCGUAUCUCUCCAACGUCGACCUGUACACCUCCAGAGACGCCAACUGGCACGACACGCUUCAGGUAAGGCUCGGCCCUACUCCGGCGGCCGUUGACGAAGUUCCGGAGAUUUGUAGAGAUGAAAUUGUGGCGUGGAACAAGGAGAUCCAACCCACAUUAUUGGAGGAUAAUAAUAUGAUUAUUGGGGUAAUGGGUAAAACCCAAAUUGGCGUUUCUUUUUGA
Rosa chinensis is the source of this 453-nucleotide messenger RNA. Its product is annotated as 1-aminocyclopropane-1-carboxylate oxidase homolog 2. The transcript has 2 exons. The record is from RefSeq and is a predicted model, not a curated record. Bases 1 to 453 code for a protein of 150 amino acids. NCBI's taxonomy places the organism in Eukaryota, Viridiplantae, Streptophyta, Magnoliopsida, Rosales, Rosaceae.